Aspergillus mulundensis is the source of this 858-nucleotide messenger RNA. Its product is annotated as aminoglycoside phosphotransferase family protein. Lineage: Eukaryota; Fungi; Ascomycota; Eurotiomycetes; Eurotiales; Aspergillaceae. The record is from RefSeq and is a predicted model, not a curated record. The coding region runs from base 1 to 858 and encodes 285 amino acids. The transcript has a single exon.
AUGAGCUCCUCAACGCCCUGCUCAGCCUGCACAUGGACAGCAGACCGUCAAGAAAACUGUCGCUACAACAGCAACGUGAAACUAUUCUACGGCGUAAGCGACCGCGGAGUCUGGUCCCUGGGGUCGCGGUAUAUCCUAAAAGAGCGCUCCAGCCAACCUCCGAAUUCUGAAGUCCCGAAUCUGAGAUUCCUGAAGGAACACACCUCCAUCCCCAUCCCCACCGUCGUCCGCAGCUGGGAAGAAGACGGCCGCGCCUUUGCCAUUAUGGACCGAGUCCCUGGGACGCCGUUAAGUGCAAUCUGGAGCACCCUGUCAGAGGUCGAGAAGAAGAGCAUCGCAAAACAGACGGCGGAGUACCUGGGACAGCUGCGCGAGCUCCACUCCAACACGAUGCAAGGGCUUCACGAUCAGCCGAUCUACUCUGCGUUUCUAUUUCCCACGGGCUACGGUGUCCCUCAUGGGCCGUUUUCGUCUGAUGAUGAACUGUGGUCGGAAAUGAAACAGGCUCUGCAGGGGAUCCCGGAGGAUGUUUGCCUAAGGCUUCGAGAGCGCAUGCCGUCCGCAGCACCGUAUACCUUCACCCAUGGGGACCUUACUUUCGUUAAUAUCAUGGUUGACGAUGGUCGUGUUACUGGGAUCCUUGACUGGGAGUCUUCUGGAUAUUUCCCUGUCUGGUGGGAGUUCACUUGUGCUGGAAUUGGCUUGAGCAACGAGGACAAGGAGUGGAAGAAUCUGCUACACCGAUAUAUGCCUGAUCACACCAAUGCUCGCGAGUUUUGGUUGGAUUUUUAUGCUCUUUCUAAGUAUCCCAAUCUCAAUGAAAGAGGGAUGGCACUGCUGAAGAGCACCACUAAAUAG